AUGGCUCCACGAUUGAUGAAUUCGUCUCGGACGGGGCUUGCGCUCCUUGCAGGAUGCAUUUUCUUCUCUGCUGUAGUAGCUGCGUCAGCUCAUGUUGAUGACUUGUCUGUUGGCGAGAUUGAGGAGCAAUUGCAGCGUUGUCCACUAGUCGAAGCUCUCAAUGAGCAUAAGAGAGCUUCGGCACCGGAAACGGCCAGUUUCACUGCGAGAAUCUUCGCUGUCUUGUUCCCAGGAAGCCCAGCCGUGAAUGCUCUGUUAGCCACUCUGUAUAUCUCUGGCCCUCCUAACUUCCUUCUCGCAUUAUGCCCUCCGAACAUCGAUCCCUCUUCCCUGUCAGUCAUGGUGGCCUUCGCUGUGGGUGGCCUGCUCGGCGAUACGCUGUUCCAUCUGCUUCCUGAGAUUUUCUUGGGUGAAGCUUCUCCAGAGCAUGUGAGCUUUGUCAUGGUUGAGCCCAACAAGAAUCCCCUUCUUGGAUUAGGUAUCAUGGUUGGCUUCUUCACUUUUGUCGCAAUGGACAAGACUCUCCGCAUUGCUACCGGCGGCGAAGGCGGCCAUGACCAUACCCACGGCGACUCGCAUGCCAGUAACGACCACAAUGCAAGCACCACAAGCGCCCAACUCACCGGCACCACCAACAGCGAACUAAAGCAGCGCAAGUCCCCCAAGUCCGAGACCGAGCUCUCCGUGCAGGAUUCCUCCGCAGAGAAAGAUAUCAAUCCCAGUGUGAAACUGGGUGGUUAUCUGAACCUGAUCGCCGAUUUCACCCACAACAUCACCGAUGGUCUUGCCCUGUCUUCGUCCUUCUACGCUUCUCCUACCAUCGGCGCGACGACCACUGUGGCCGUGUUCUUCCACGAGAUCCCUCACGAGGUGGGCGACUUUGCACUCCUCAUCCAAUCCGGCUUUUCAAAGCGCAAGGCCAUGGGGGCUCAGUUUGUCACUGCGAUCGGUGCCUUCCUGGGUACUUUUAUCGGUAUUGCGGUGCAGGAGUUCGGAGGCAACAGUGCAGUCUCCCAGGCCGCUGCGGGAGCGGGCAUUUGGGGUACCAGUCUCCAAUGGGGUGAUAUGCUGCUUCCAUUUACCGCGGGUACAUUCCUGUAUGUUGGCACCGUUGCCGUCAUUCCCGAGUUGCUCGAGACAGGUAAAGAUAAGGGCGCCGAGGUGCGGAAGACCUUGACGCAAUUCCUGGCCGUGGCCGUUGGUGCCGGCAUCAUGCUCUUGAUCUCCUGGGAUUGA
Messenger RNA from Penicillium diatomitis, 1236 nucleotides. RefSeq names its product Zn(2+) transporter YKE4. Gene Ontology annotation, molecular function: zinc ion transmembrane transporter activity. Lineage: Eukaryota; Fungi; Ascomycota; Eurotiomycetes; Eurotiales; Aspergillaceae. The transcript is spliced from 4 exons. Bases 1 to 1236 code for a protein of 411 amino acids. The record is from RefSeq and is a predicted model, not a curated record. Gene Ontology annotation, cellular component: membrane. Gene Ontology annotation, biological process: intracellular zinc ion homeostasis; zinc ion transmembrane transport.